AUGGCCACGGAUGUCACUGUUGGAACUAUUCAACCGGCGAAGGACGACUUGGGCGGUGCCCACCCAAGGAAGCUUCCAUUCGAGCCGCCCCAAUCGGCCCUUCGAAUUAAGGGAAUAGUUGAAAAAGAUGUACUAAUCUUUGUGGACCUUCACUCUGCCUAUCGCUCUGGACCAAGGCCUCAAGAACGGAACUCGGCAACCCAGCGUCACUCUGUUCACCAAAUGCUAGACGAAGCCUAUCCCGAGCGCCGGAUGCCGAUGAAUGAUUGGCUCAGUGGGAGAACACCUUGCCUUCUCCAAGAUCUUGUCCAAGGGAUGCCACAGACACGUGCUGACCUUUCGUGUCGCCUGUUGUCAAGCUCCUCCCGUAUCGCUUUCACUAGCUGUCUCUAUAGUGCCUUCCUGGUUGAUGUCCUAUUCAUCGCCGAAGGGAUUAUAGCGACAUGCCUUCGUGGAAUAAUAAUUAAUUGUAAUCAAGGUAUCCUAUUCCCUCAAUUCAAAGCGUUUGACGUUUACUCAUAUGAAAGUUUUGGUUCUAAAGGGCAUUUAUAUAUGACAUGCCUCGAUAAGUUGGAUGGCUGA
Messenger RNA from Lindgomyces ingoldianus, 582 nucleotides. RefSeq lists its product as uncharacterized. NCBI's taxonomy places the organism in Eukaryota, Fungi, Ascomycota, Dothideomycetes, Pleosporales, Lindgomycetaceae. Bases 1 to 582 code for a protein of 193 amino acids. The record is from RefSeq and is a predicted model, not a curated record. The transcript has 7 exons.